AUGCGACUCCUUAUCGGCUCAGAUGAUAGCGGAUGCAUAAAAGAACUCGUCGCAAACCGUGGGACGAAUACGUCGGAGCAGAGCGCGCUACAGCCCCUGCACCUUGAGGCGCACCUGGAACGGGGAUUAAAUGCCAAAGCACACCAGAUGCUGCAGAUAUCCGACAAUGAAUGUCUUCUAGCGCGCAUGAGCGGUGACAUUGAGCUGGUCAGCUGGAGCAGGGAGCCUCGUGGUGGAGAGGAGGACAAGCCGGUGUUCGAGGUUAGCAGCUUCCAGGUCAUGGCGACCCUGGGGGGACUGCUGGACGGUGAGAAGAUGCAGGAGUUGCACAAGCGGUCCCAGCGGCGCGCAGCCAGUGCGGAUCGGUUUGUGGCGCUCUUUGCGCUUCCCGGACAACCGCAGAGGUAUUUCGCUGCGACCAUGUCCGGGCAGUUUCAUUUCCUGGCGCUAGCGGACGGAGACCUUAAGUUGCAGAAAACAUUCUCUGUGCGAGGGCCCGUCGAGUUUGCACAGCUGUAUGACCUCGAAGAGACAGAGAAGCUCGUGUUUGCGUACGGUGGCGAGGACAACCUCAUCAAACUGGUGGAGGUGAGCCGGGAUCUGGAGCAGCUGGAGCAGAUUUGGGAGGCGAAGAAUGUCAAAAACGACCGGCUGGACCUCAAGGUGCCGAUAUGGCCCGCUGCGCUGCGCUUCUUGCAGCCUGCCGUUUCCCCAGCGUCUGAGGGGCUGAACUACCAGUUCAUUGCUGUCACACGGCACUCGCACUUGCACUUCUACCAGACUACACACGGACGCAAACCGUUCAGGUCCGUCGACCUGCUCCCCAAUAGAGAACCGACUACCUCGCUGGAAGUGGUCGGUGACGUGACGCCGUUGGGCAAUGUGAAGUCCACGUCAUUUGAGGGGUUUUCGAUCAUCACCACGGAUACAAAAAAGAGCAUCCUGCAAUUCGAGCCAAGCGGCCAUCUGCUGGGGAAGUUUGGAGGCAGUGAUAUCAAGGGGUUUCCCUCCUACAUCCACGUUCAGGGGAAGUACCUGGUAGAAGGAGGGUUGGACAGAUACGUGCGUGUGUUCGAACUAAAAAACCGCAAUAUGCUACUGAAGGUCUUCGCUGGUGGGAAGGUCAGCAGUGUGCUUCUACUCGACGUUUCAGACGUGGAGCUGCCGCUGAGCAAGAAAGAAAAGAACAAGAGAAGGCACAAGCGUGUGCUGGACGAAGACCAGGAGCGGGAAGAGGACAAUGAGCUGUGGGCUCAGCUCGAUGGAAGCAGCAAGAGACGGAAAUCCAAACCCCGCUUGGAUGGCUGA
Messenger RNA from Eremothecium gossypii ATCC 10895, 1308 nucleotides. RefSeq names its product ribosome biosynthesis protein NSA1 (gene NSA1). The transcript has a single exon. Bases 1 to 1308 code for a protein of 435 amino acids. Gene Ontology annotation, molecular function: protein binding. Gene Ontology annotation, biological process: ribosomal large subunit biogenesis. Gene Ontology annotation, cellular component: preribosome, large subunit precursor; nucleolus. NCBI's taxonomy places the organism in Eukaryota, Fungi, Ascomycota, Saccharomycetes, Saccharomycetales, Saccharomycetaceae. The record is from RefSeq and is marked provisional.